CUAUCUUCCCACUGAAAUAAUCAGAAAAUUUGGAUUUACUGCUAGCUUAAGCUGAAAUUCAAGUAACAUGGAGUCCAACCGCAAGCGCAAAGGGUUCGUGAAGGGCAAGUUGAUGCGUUUCUAUCGAUCAUCUUCGAAGCCUUCCUCGAAUGUACAGUACAGCAGCAAGGUUAAGCCAAGCCAGACUUCCCCAGCAAUUGCUUCAGUGGGUUACGUUGUCCACCAUGACUAUACGAUUGCCCCGCAAAAGCAGGUGGUCUCAUUUAUAGUGCCGGCAUCAGACAACCGCCAAGACAAGUUAAGCCAAUUUGACGAGUUCUUUGGGGUUGGUGGUGAUGUAAGAAUAGAUACCAUGGCUACUAGCUACAUCUCUUCCGUUCAAGAACGUUUCAAGCUUGAAUGAAUCAGCUCGGAAGACAAGCAGUACGAAGGGGUCAUCAUGUAUGCAUUGUUUAUCUUGCCGGGAGAAUAUUAGCAUAUUAGUCAUGAAUUAAUAAAAUCUUGAUCGAUCUUAUAAUUUCAUAUGUGAAGAUCAGAGGUGUACGUGUUGCC
Molecule: messenger RNA, 552 nt
Organism: Populus euphratica (Euphrates poplar)
Lineage: Eukaryota; Viridiplantae; Streptophyta; Magnoliopsida; Malpighiales; Salicaceae
Exons: 1
Coding region: 68-403 (111 amino acids)
Source: RefSeq, a predicted model, not a curated record